AUGAACCAAUAUGAUAUGAAUGUACUUAUAAAUGAAGAUAUACAAUGUGAAGAUGUCGAAAAAGAAAAUAAAAGAAAAAUAGCCAACGAUUUAGUUAAAAAUUAUUGUCUUUUGAAAGAAUUAAAUUUAUUAAGUACAAUAAAAAAUGAAUACAAAGAAAUAGUUCAUACGAGAAAAAAUGUAGCCUACAAUAGUGAUAAUAUAAUAUAUGCCAGCAAGUGUAUUAUGGAAUAUAUGGAAUUAAAGAAACAAAAUGAAUUAAAAAUAAAGGAAGAAGAAGAACAACAACAAAUGCAAAUACAAGUAAAAAAAGAAAAAGAAAAAUACAGUCAUGAGAAUAAAAAGGAGAAUAUAUUAAAUGAUAAUGAAAUUGUAAAUAUUAUGAAUGUUUUAAAUAAAAAUGAAUUAAACUUAUUUAUAUAUGCAAAAAAUAUUAUGGAAUGUGAUAAAGUUCAUAAUUUUGGUAUGUUUAAUAAUCCAUUAAACAUAAAUUAUCUGGAUAUACCAGAAAUAAAACAGAACCAUAAUGGAACUCAUCUUGAAGAACUUAUAAAAUUAUUAAUUUCUAACUAUAAUAAUUCAUUAAAUAUUAUUAAAAUGCAACAAAACGUAAUCAAUAAUUUUAUUUUUUAUACACAUAAUUUAUUAACAAAUAAUAAAAUGUUAAUACAAAAAAAUCACAAAUUAAUUCAAACAAUUUCUGUGCCCAAAGAAUUAAAAAACAACGUUAGUGAUAAAGAUCAAAUUAAAUUUAAAUUACCAUUUACACAGGAAAAUAAUAUAUCUUCUUUAUUUAAAAUACAAAUAGAUUUAUAUAGAAAACACAUUAAACAUCUUUAUAAUGUAAAUGACGAUUUAAAAAAAUAUUUAAGUGUAUUCAAUGACCAAAAUAAAUAUGCAAAUAAUUAA
Molecule: messenger RNA, 909 nt
Organism: Plasmodium falciparum 3D7
Lineage: Eukaryota; Apicomplexa; Aconoidasida; Haemosporida; Plasmodiidae
Source: RefSeq, a predicted model, not a curated record